This is a messenger RNA of Astyanax mexicanus (Mexican tetra), 582 nucleotides long. It is a transcript of the gene med9, whose product is annotated as mediator complex subunit 9. Lineage: Eukaryota; Metazoa; Chordata; Actinopteri; Characiformes; Acestrorhamphidae. The record is from RefSeq and is a predicted model, not a curated record. Bases 23 to 343 code for a protein of 106 amino acids. The transcript has 2 exons. Gene Ontology annotation, biological process: regulation of transcription by RNA polymerase II. Gene Ontology annotation, molecular function: transcription coregulator activity. Gene Ontology annotation, cellular component: mediator complex.
UUGCUGAUGUCAGAGGACUGUGAUGUCAGAGGACAGUCAGCUGAAGAUGGCGAGCGCUGUGGCUGUGGUGGAGGAGACGGAGGAUUACUCCUUUUUACCUCUAAUUCACGAUAUUAUCAAAUGCAUGGACAAAGAGAACCAGGAUGUUCACCAGGAGUUAAACAGACUGAGAGCACGGAUUCAGGAGGCACGGGAGCAGAUUUCAGCUAUGCCUGGCAUUGAUGCGAGUCCAUCAGCACAGCAGCAGCGUCUGCAAACGCUUAGGGAUCAGGUUCGUACCAAGAACCAGCUCUUACACAAGUACAAGGGCCUGUGUAUGUUUGACAUCCCCAAGCCUUCCUGAGGAAGAGGAUCAGAGGAUUCUACAGAGUAAAUAAGGACAGAUGGAUUAUUUAUUGACAGACAAACUCAUCUGAAAAAGAACUGUUCCACACAAGGGACUGUGCUUUUCCCCAUCAUUCGUGUGACUUUACUGAUUUUGACUGUGCUUUAGUUGCUGUUAGAUAAUUUUUUAUUUUUUAUUUUUUACUGCUGAAAAUGUCAAAGCUGUGUCUAAUAAACCAAACAUAUUUUCUAAGAACA